Messenger RNA from Ziziphus jujuba (common jujube), 1383 nucleotides. RefSeq names its product GDSL esterase/lipase 1-like. The coding region runs from base 52 to 1164 and encodes 370 amino acids. Gene Ontology annotation, molecular function: hydrolase activity, acting on ester bonds. NCBI's taxonomy places the organism in Eukaryota, Viridiplantae, Streptophyta, Magnoliopsida, Rosales, Rhamnaceae. The record is from RefSeq and is a predicted model, not a curated record. The transcript is spliced from 5 exons.
CCUAUUUAGCAUAUAGUUGUAGCAGAGAAGAGAAUAGGCAGUCUCUAUGUAAUGGCAAAGUUAAACCUUAUAAACAUUUAUCUGUUUGUUUUUUGCAUAAGUCUAUUCAAUUUUCAAACAAAAUGCUUCGAUGAAAGUUCUUGGCUUUACAAAAAGCAAGCAGCCUUAUUCAUAUUUGGGGAUUCACAGUUUGAUGCUGGAAAUAACAACUACAUCAACACUACUAUUGGCAAGGCUAAUUAUUGGCCAUAUGGGGAAACCUUCUUUCACUACCCAACAGGCAGAUUCUGUGAUGGCCGUCUAGUUCCAGAUUUCAUUGCUCAGUAUGCAAAGUUGCCUUUCAUUCCACCAUAUCUACUCCCUCAUAACAAGUUAUUUAUAAAUGGGGUGAAUUUGGCAUCAGCAGGAGCUGGUGCUCUCGUUGAAACUCGGAAAGGAUCGGUGAUAGACCUUCAAACUCAACUUGGUUAUUUCAAGAACAUUAGCAGGGUACUGAGGGAGAAACUAGGAGAUACAGAGGCCGAAGCUUUGCUUUCAAAAGCCGUUUACUUGUUUAGUGUUGGAGGCAACGACUAUUUAUUUCCUUUUCAGACAAACUCCAGCGUCCUUUAUACCUAUUCUGUCGAGCAAUUUGUAGGGCAGGUGAUAGGCAAUAUAACCCAAGUCAUCAAAGAAAUAUAUGAGGUUGGAGGAAGGAAAUUUGGAUUUCCAAGCCUGUGGCCUUUAGGGUGUGCGCCAGUCUCAAGGACAGGGGUACCUGAAGGGGAAAACAAGUGCUUUGAACCAGUUACACCAUAUGUUGACUUGCACAAUAUAGAGAUUUCCAAAGUCCUCCAAAAACUGCAUAGUGACCUCAAGGGAUUCAAAUAUUCAAUUCCUGAAUUUCACACACUUAUGGGAGAUAUUAUCAAUCAUCCUUCUAAAUAUGGUUUCAAGGAAGGGCAGGUAGCAUGCUGUGGCAGUGGACCCUACAGAGGAAUUUGGAGCUGUGGUGGAAGGAGAGGUGUAACUGAGUAUUAUCUAUGUGACAAUGUCAGUGAAUAUGUGUUCUUUGACUCUUCUCAUCCCACUGAAAGGGCCUACGAGAUAUUGGCCCAACUGGCUUGGAGUGGAGAGCCCAAUGUGACUGGGUCUUACAAUCUUAAAGCACUUUUUGAAUCCUAAUCUUUAAGGGAAAUGGUUGUUUUUCACAGCAUGGCUUUGAUGGAUGGCUUGGCUCUUCCAUUUCCGUCCUUUCAAAGUUUUAGUAUCACAAAUAAUAUAUCUAGCAUAUAUUGAUUGAUCAUGUAGAAUAAACUCAACUAAAGGUUUGUACCUUGACAAUCAAAACCUAUUUAAGGCAGUUUGACCUGUUUUAUAAGCAGUUUGGAUUGUUAAAGACAA